AUGCCUUGCUGCUGCCAGCAAGGUACCGACGGCAAUGCCAUCCUGAGGUUCCAACUAUGGAUUCGCCUAGUGUCCAUUGAUGCCCAGCGUCUCUCUGCGAACGGUGUGCGCAGGAUUGCAAUGCACCACCAGCACGACUGUCGACUAAUGCGGUUUGAUAUAUCUCGCUGCGGCACGAUUCACCAGAUCAUUGAAACCUCGAUUGCCCGUUUGGCGUCUCCUUCCACAGAUCGCCUGGUCUCGACGUCCUAUCCGGAUAGUAUUUUGAAAUAUAUCUACACCGUCUCGCUAGCUGAUGAUUUCGCGUGCGAAUUUGACCCUCAGACGGCAGCGCAGCUCGGCAAGUUGGGCAGGAAGCAACUGCCAUUGAAAAGGGGCGAAGCUGUGUACGACGACGAACUCUCGUACUGGACCCCUGCGUGCCACGACUUCCCCAACAUCGACAGCACAGUGAAGCUCGAGUCUCCGGCUGGACCGAAGACGAGCAACGUGGCGUAUCUCCUUAGCAUCUCCUCGGUGAGAGACGCCAACGACCAGGAGCUGAUGAACCUGAACAACAUUUUCUUCCCGGAUCAUGUCGUGGAAGCCGAGCCGCCGAUGUUCGUGGCGCUUUGUUCCGAUUUCGCUUCGUGUCAAGAGUUUGUGCUCACGUCUGCACCCGAAAUUGCUCCCGCGCGGCGUGCCCAGGUCGAUUCGAGUGUUUGUGGAGUACAGCUUUGA
Molecule: messenger RNA, 720 nt
Organism: Phytophthora sojae
Lineage: Eukaryota; Oomycota; Peronosporomycetes; Peronosporales; Peronosporaceae
Exons: 4
Coding region: 1-720 (239 amino acids)
Source: RefSeq, a predicted model, not a curated record